CGCCAUGUGCAACCUUGUAGCGUUCCUAUCUUGAUUAAGGCCAUGUGCGGUACGUACCUCCCCGGCCAGUCGGUUGACGACCCGCCCCUGCCGAUAACAGCAAAGUCGCGGACUGUCUGUGCGAAUUCGUUGGCGCUCGCGCACGCUCUCGGUGACGGUGUCGCUUCUCAGUUCUGACCUCACCGCGAGAAUUCCAUCGUGAUCCAACCCGAGGUCCGCAACGGCAACCUCAAUUGGACUUUUCUUAACGGAGAUACGGCGGCUGCACUGGAGGAUGUGCGUAUGUUCCUGGUUGGGUUUCCCCUCUCCCCCACUGUGACCCGACAUUUGCGAUGGGUGGACCCCAGCCACACGUCUGUAUCCGCCAGUACGUACCCAUCUUUGCAGGCCUUCCUAUUUGUGUGAGGGAAGAACGGGCCAAGCCCGGCGACUUGCGACUGCCAUACAACAUGCGUACUUCUCUCGCGAUCGUGGCCCUCUCGGCCCUCACUGCUGUCUCUGCCCAGCGCAAGGUCUUUACCGCUGCCGACAUCAACGUUGCUACUGUCUCCGUGAACCAGAGAGCCAGCUGGUGUGUCGCCGAGCGCAACACUUGCAAGGUCCUUUGCGAGCCUAACCCCACCACCAACGACUGCGAUUCUACCACCCUUGUCUACUCUUGCCUCUGCCCCAACGGCUCUGCCCCCGGCCUUGAGUACUACGAGCAGACCAUGCCCACCUUCAUCUGCGAGAAGGCCUUCGAGGACUGCAUCACAGCCAACGUUGGUGACGCUCGCGGCCAGACCAACUGCACCGACACCAUCAAGUCCCAGUGCGGUACCGUUAACGCCCAGGCUGACCAGGCUUCUGGUGUUUCCACCACCACCACCGCAUCUGCUACCAGCACUGCCGCCGGAACUGGUACCGCCGCCGCUACUACUGGUGCCUCCAGCUCCAGCUCUUCCGCCUGGGCUGCUCCUACUGCGAACCCCGCUCACGUCGGCAACGCUGCUGCUGUCGCCGCCAUUGGCCUCCUCGCCUACAUGCUCUAGAUUGCUGCUGCAUUCUCCUAGGCUGUGGUAAACUGCCAGUCUCGAUUGCUUCAUGCGGCGACAUGAUUGACAAUCGCAGGCUUUGAGCGGUAUUUCGCUUCUCUGUAAUCACCUUCCCUACUACCCGGUCUGCGUGCUUACCACGCGGCUCCCUAAUCUUUUUUUGACGAGGAAUACGUGGAAUUAUGCGAUGGAGACGAUGGAUAUUCCCACCCGUAUGGCAUUUUGAAGUUCUAGGAGGAGUCAGUGCGUUACAGGGACGGGUGAUGUCACCCCAUGUUGCUUUUGCUCUGCAUUUCGCGUUUUAGGCAUGAUUGAAAGACAGUCCAGACGACGUCAAAAGAAAUGAAGAAUUGAUUCCCCCC
Molecule: messenger RNA, 1396 nt
Organism: Colletotrichum acutatum
Lineage: Eukaryota; Fungi; Ascomycota; Sordariomycetes; Glomerellales; Glomerellaceae
Exons: 4
Coding region: 333-1031 (232 amino acids)
Source: RefSeq, a predicted model, not a curated record